Molecule: messenger RNA, 894 nt
Organism: Ilex paraguariensis (yerba mate)
Lineage: Eukaryota; Viridiplantae; Streptophyta; Magnoliopsida; Aquifoliales; Aquifoliaceae
Source: the annotation of a GenBank genome assembly
CACAACCACCACUAGCCAUGGAAGAAAAAGAAAAGAAGAAGAAUAAGAAGCAAAAACACCAACACCCAAAUGAUCAAACCACAAAACCCACCACAGAUUUUGCAUUCAAGCCUAGCUCAGAAGUGAAAGGACUCCGAUUUGGCGGCCAAUUCAUUGUCAAGUCAUUCACAAUCCGCCGUGCACAGCCGCUCGAGCUCUUCCGCCUCCUAUGUGUCCCACCACCCAACCACCAACAAGAUAAACCCAAUUUAAAGCCACCUUUUCCCUCAACCACAGGCUUCUUGCCCACAAACUUCACAAUCUUAGCUCACGAUGCAUGGCACACACUAACAUUAGGCCUUGGAACAAAAAAGUCUAAGGUACUUCUCUUUGUUUUUGAAUCGGAGAACAUGAAGGCCGCCGUGGACCGGUUCUGGCCACCGGAGAUACCUCUCGGAGAAGUGAACAAGAAGCUCAUAAGGGGUCUAACAGGUUGCGAGAUGGCUCGGUUUAAAUUCAGAAAAGGGCUGUGGUUGCACUGAAAGAUUUCUUAGAUCACACUGCUAUGCUUGCCUUGCCCAAACAAAGAAGCAUCAAAUUUGCUCCUCCUGUUGCCAUGGCUCACUAGACAGGUUCUUGAUCACAAUCUUCUUCAUCUUCUUCCUUAAUUUCUUAUCCCAGAUUUUUUUUGUUGGUGACUUUUCAGAAAAUAUUUCUUAUGGGGGGAUUGUUUAAUUUUUUGGGGGAUCUUGUUUUUGUAUGUUUUUACUGUAAUUUAGCAAUGAAUAAAUUGGAGGUUUUAACAUGUAUCAUGUAUGUUGAUGCAUGUCUCUAUUUAUUUCCAUCGGCAUAUGUUUCCCAAGAAACUUUUGGAAGAAGGUAAGUGGUAACUUUAGUUCAAGUGGGACAGAGUAG